Messenger RNA from Zea mays, 2430 nucleotides. Its product is annotated as putative DUF1644 and RING zinc finger domain protein. The record is from RefSeq and is a predicted model, not a curated record. NCBI's taxonomy places the organism in Eukaryota, Viridiplantae, Streptophyta, Magnoliopsida, Poales, Poaceae. Bases 1156 to 2199 code for a protein of 347 amino acids. The transcript has 2 exons.
GGGAACCGGCUCACCUUCGAUGGAAUUUGGGUGCUCCCCGUGGUGAUCUGGGCGCUGUUUCGUUGCUUGUUUGUGUGGUGUCCCAGACUUGCGGGGACGCGGCCUGCGCCUUGGGCCAAACUCGAGUUCCGGAAUUUUCCUGGUGGAAUUGGGAACGGCCGGCCUAGGGAUCUCGCGAGGCCGCACCAGAAUUGAUCCUUUCCGUGCAAAUUUUGCCGCUCCAGUCCAUGUUUAGGUGUUUGGGGGUGAUCUCUGACCUAAUAAAGCGUUAGCUCGGCCUGUUUAUUCUUCAUACAGUUUAUCAUUUGCGUGUAGAUUUGGGCAUAUGUGCCUCAGGAAGCAAUGAAGGUCCAUUUCGUGAAUUCGUUGCUGUGUAAAUUGCUAAUCCCACGUUAAGUGUACUCAUGAUUCGUUGCCUGAGGUCCAGGCGAAAGACCUGGCGCUUAGUUCUUAGUGCAAAUGUUGAGUGGAUAAGGUGAUUUUAAUUAAGAAAAGGUGUAUCCUUUGGCAACAAGAUUGGCUUCAGACUCGUUGAUUUUGGACCAAACUGUGGCUAAGGGAAUCCUUUGCCAAGGCCCAUCCAUGUGCUAGCGCUAGCGAUCUGUACUGAACAAGGGAGGACCAAGAGCAAAAGUAUACGGCUAAAGAAGCUAGCUUUGUUCUUUGCUUGCGCUGGUAACUUAGCAUUUCUCAAAAGGGUGGAAUCAUUGGCUCAAGUGCGGAAUCAUUUGAUUCCUUUGAUUAUAAAGUCAUAUGUUGUUGUUUUCCCUUCUAAUCUGACAGAUCUGAGAUGAGGCAUGAGGUGCUCCAUGUGAGAGUUUUCCCUAGACCUCUUACCUGGCUCUUGCUUGUGACUUUAUUUAAUUGGGAAUGUAGAUCACAUCUAACAUGCUCCAUUGAUAUGAUUAUUUAAUGCCUUUGGUUGAUCCACCUGCUUCUUUCUUUUUCUGCCUUCCCGACCAGUUUUGUUUAAUGCCUUUGGUUCCCAUAAAGUCUAUAUAUGACCUCUCUUUCCUUGCUUCUAUUCUCCAUUCUUGAAUGAAGUUCCAUAAGCUUCUCCAAGAAGAGGGAAAGGUCCUGUAGGGGCAAAGCGUCAUUUUGCUGGUAACAGGGUACUUGCUGUCUUAUCCUUUCCCUUGCCAGAUUUCUGAGAAAAUGGCGAGAAGUGCGGGAACUAGGAGGCGUGUGGCUCGCCAGCUCAAGUCCACACAUCCCAUUCCUUCAUACCGAUGGAAGUCAAAGCCCAUGAAAAAGCCGAUGAAAAAAUCCAACCGAAAGCAAGUGUUGCCAACCUUGCAAAAGAUGGACUGGGAAGAUGCCAAUUGCUCUGUGUGCAUGGAAUACCCACAUAAUGCUGUGCUCAUCCUUUGCUCAUCCCAUGAUAAGGGUUGUCGUCCUUAUAUGUGUGGAACUAGCUACCGCCACUCUAAUUGCUUGGAUCAGUUCAAGAAAGCUUACACCAAGGGGGCAUUGCUUGAGGAAGUUCCUGCAAAUAGUGUUGGCUCUAAUCUGGAUUCGGCGCCAUUGGCUGCAGAAAAAACUGACUCCAUUGACCUUGCAUGUCCAUUGUGUCGUGGCAAGGUGAAAGGGUGGACGGUGGUGGAACCAGCUCGAAGCUACCUCAAUGGAAAACGAAGAACAUGCAUGCAGGAUGGUUGCUCAUUUGUGGGGACCUACAAGGAGCUCCGCAAGCAUGUCAAGUUGGAACACCCUCUUGCAAAGCCAAGGGAAGUUGAUCCUGUCCUUGAGCAAAAAUGGAGAUUGCUCGAGAUUGAAAGAGAGCGGCAAGAUGCGCUCAGCACGAUCACGGCAACAAUGGGCAGAGCCGUUGUUUUUGGUGAUUAUGUGCUAGACUUGGAGGAUGGAAUGGACUCCGAGGAUGUUGACAGUGAUGCUGAUAAUGAUGGCCGUGGGACAGAAAACACUCGUAGGAUGCUACUAUUUAUUAUGCGCCAAGUUGCUCAACAUCACCAAAACCAAAGGCUCCAGAAUGCGACUGGUGCAUCUGACAAUGCUGAGGACAAUUAUGUGGUGAGCAGUGGUGCCAAUGGAACCACACCAUACUCUUACCCCUUGGAGGGGGAGGACGAGAAUGGUAUGGUUGUGGCCGGAGGCAGAAGCACUGAUGUGCUGAGACCAGAGAGGAGGCGCCGUCGUCGCCGCAGGAACCGUGGGAGAUUGUUUUUAGGUGCUAAUUGAGAGGACAGGUGGCCAGGUAGGGUUUAGCCGCCAGAGGAGUACAUACAGAAAUGCUUCCCUGGUGCCUGGCAUUCAUCAAUUCCUGUCUCAAUUUACUUGAUCAUGAUCAUGUACCAAGUAGUUAUCUUAACAUCAGCUCAUUGUCAUAAAUUUAUGGUAUCUCACAUUCUUCGUUGAAAAAGGAAAACACCGCAUCCAUCUCUUGCGGUUUGUGUAGCAUCUAUUUCUGUC